Messenger RNA from Trichomonas vaginalis G3, 999 nucleotides. RefSeq names its product STKc GSK3 domain-containing protein. Lineage: Eukaryota; Parabasalia; Trichomonadida; Trichomonadidae. Gene Ontology annotation, biological process: protein phosphorylation; signal transduction. Bases 1 to 999 code for a protein of 332 amino acids. The record is from RefSeq and is a predicted model, not a curated record. Gene Ontology annotation, molecular function: protein serine/threonine kinase activity; ATP binding. The transcript has a single exon. Gene Ontology annotation, cellular component: cytoplasm.
AUGGAACGUUUAAAACCAGCUGGUAGAGCUUUAGACGAGAAUUUAGGAUACCAAACUCUGUGUGUUUCAGGAAUUGGAACAUUUGGAGCAGUCUUCAAAGUUCAGGAUGAUAAAGGUGAAGUUUACGCAAUUAAAAAAGUUUGGUUGAACCCCCGCUUUAAGAACAGAGAGUCACAGAUCACACCACUUCUUGCUCAUCCAAACUGCUUACAUUGCUAUAAGAGUUUUAUCACAAAUGAAGGACCAAAUAGAGAUGCAUAUUUUCAUCUCGUCACUGAUUUCCUUCCUGAGGAUUUAGAGAAGCUAGCUUCCGUAAAAUCACCAAUUGACAUGCGAUUUGUUAAAAUUUUCGGAUAUCAACUCUUUGCUGGUCUUUGCUAUCUUCAUCAUUUCGGUUUAUGCCAUCGUGACAUCAAGCCGUCGAAUGUUCUCAUUGAUCAAAAUGAUGGAAGAUGCCAGUUAUGCGAUUUUGGCAGCGCAAAAUUCUUAGUUGAAAAUGUUAAAAAUGUAAGCUACAUUGCAACACGUAGCUAUCGUGCUCCAGAACUCAUUCUCGAUUGCAAGACAUAUAAUACAAAAAUUGAUGUCUGGUCUGCAGGCUGCGUCUUGGCAGAAUUAGUUUUGCAUACAAUUCUCUUCAAUGGAACAAAAGGAGAGGAAGUUCUUGAAAGAAUUACGGGGAUUAUCGGUAUGCCAAAAAUUGGCGAUUUAGAUACUUUUCAACACAAUUUACCAUUAAUUUUCAUAGGCCCAAGAUAUACAAAGCUUCAAAACGAAUUUCCACCAGAUACAGAUCCAGAAUUUCUUGAUCUUCUUAAUCACAUUUUCGUUUGGAAUGUUAAUAAUAGAUAUUCAGCCGCAGAUUGCAUGAGACAUCCAUUUUUCAAGGAUGUCUGGAAUCUUAAACUUCCAAAUGGAAAUGAUUUGCCAGAAUACUUUCAUAAGAUGAAAACUCCUGAAGAAAUGUUUGAAAACUUCCCAGAUGGGCCUCAUGAAUAA